Gongylonema pulchrum is the source of this 258-nucleotide messenger RNA. Lineage: Eukaryota; Metazoa; Nematoda; Chromadorea; Rhabditida; Gongylonematidae. The record is from the annotation of a GenBank genome assembly.
AGUGCAACGGAACCGUAUCCUCAAGUGCAACUAACAUUCACCGAAGAGCAGAAGCGACAAAUACUGCAUGCUGUGAUGCCAAUGAAUUUCUGUUAUGAUUCGAAAAUUUGGCAAUUGAUCGGAAAGGUUUUGAAUUUCAACAUGUGCUUCGAAAGCGUCGUGAAAGCAAUCAAAGAAGGAGCGCGCGAGGGGCGAGCAAGGUACCAUGCAUUUGUUUUAUGUGUUCUUAUUUCAACAAAUACAAAAAGGCGUUGUUGA